Molecule: messenger RNA, 725 nt
Organism: Cariama cristata (Red-legged seriema)
Lineage: Eukaryota; Metazoa; Chordata; Aves; Cariamiformes; Cariamidae
Gene: MFSD12
Product: major facilitator superfamily domain containing 12
Exons: 5
Biological process (GO): carbohydrate transport
Cellular component (GO): membrane
Molecular function (GO): symporter activity
Source: RefSeq, a predicted model, not a curated record
GCACCACCUGCGUCCUCGUGUCCUUCCCCUUCAUCUUCAACCCCUGCCUGGGUUGCAAGGAGAACACGCCGCAGUGGGCAGCCUUCAUCUACUACCUCCCCUUCAUCAUCAUCUUCCAAUUCGGCUGGGCGGCCACACAGAUCUCCCACCUGUCCCUCAUCCCUGAGUUGGUGACCAGUGACCAUGAGAAGGUGGAGCUCACAGCUUUCAGGUAUGCCUUUACCGUCAUGGCCAAUAUCACUGUGUAUGGCCUGGCCUGGCUCCAAAAAAACCAGCCUGACCGCUCAGAGCACCUAGGCGUCCAGGAUGUCCCUAUAUUUCGGAACCUGUCCCUCAUUGUGGUGGGGCUGGGGGCCGUGUUCUCCCUCAUCUUCCACCUGGGCACCAAAGAGAAGCCAUACCCGCCGGGCUCGUUGCCCCAGCUGGAGGAGAGCACACCCCUGCUGCAGAAGGAGCCUACGAGCCCCCCACGCCCGCUGCUGAUCUGGAAGGACUGGCUGCUGGAGCCUGCCUUCUACCAGGUUGCGGUGCUCUACAUGUCCACCCGGCUCAUCGUCAACCUGUCGCAGACCUACAUCGCCAUGUACCUGACCAACUCGCUGCUGCUGCCCAAGAAAUACAUCGCCACCAUCCCCCUGGUGAUGUACAUCAGUGGCUUCCUCUCCUCCUUCCUCAUGAAGCCUGUGAAUAAGUGGAUAGGUCGAAAUGUGAGUCCUCGGGGCCUG